GUGAUCAUCAAUGUGUGCAGCAACCAGAGAGUGGUAGAAUGUUGAAAGAAGAAUGGAGUGGAAUACCCUCUGAGAAAGAUAUUAUGGAAGUUCGAUUAGAGCCAGUGGAAGACUUUUAUGAACUCGGGAAUGAAAUUGGAAGUGGACAAUAUGCCUCAGUUAAAGAAGCUACAUGCAGAAAUACACAGGAAACAUUUGCUGCAAAAAUAAUAAAGAAACGUAAAACGGCAUCUAGUCGACGCGGUGUGGCACGAGAGGACAUUGAACGAGAAGUCACCAUCCUGCAGUCCUUUACACAUUCUAAUAUUAUUCGCCUUCAUGAAGUUUUUGAAUCUAAAGUAGAUGUCACUCUGAUACUGGAAUUGGUAUCUGGAGGAGAGUUGUUUCAUUACCUUGCUGAGAAAGAUCAUGUAUCUGAGGAGGAGGCAGCUAAUUUUACACUUCAGUUAUUAGAAGCCUGUCAUUAUAUCCAUAGAAACAAAGUAUGCCAUCUGGAUUUAAAGCCAGAGAACAUAGUAUUGGAAUCUUCGCGUUCAAAGAUAAAGUUGAUUGAUUUUGGUCUGUCUCGCCAGGUGUCAUCCACUGAGGAAAUCCGUAACAUGUUAGGGACACCAGAAUUUAUUGCUCCAGAAGUUGUCAAUUACGAACCACUGGGAUGUGCUACUGACAUGUGGGCCAUUGGCGUUAUAACCUACAUCCUAUUGAGUGGUGCAUCACCUUUCUUGGGAGAUGAUCAACAAGAAACUUACCAAAACAUUGCAAGUGUGGAUUUUGAAUUUGAUGAAGAAUAUUUUUCAGGGACUAGUGAAUUAGCAAAGGAUUUCAUAAGAAAAUUGCUCGUCAAAGAUCCCAGUAAACGGUCAACAGUGGAGGAAUGUUUACAACAUCCAUGGAUUAAGCCUGUGAGUGAUGAACAAGGAAAGAUACGCAAGGAAGCUCAAGUAAACGUAUCUAACUUACGAUCUUUCAAUGCUCGCAAGAAAUGGAAGCAAUCUAUGAGAAUCGUCUCACUCUGUAAUAGGUUGUCAAGGAAGUUCAGAAUUCAAAGUAAUAGCAGUUUGACUACGCUGCAGACUGAGAGCCAGUCCAGUCCAGAUGAUGACAAUGCCAGUUAGCUCAAGUUAUCACACAGAGUUGCAAGAACAAAUGGAAGGCUGCUCUGCGUCUUUUGGGUCUAAUUAGCUGGUACAAGGGAAAUCUGCAACUCUUUAACUAUCAUUCAUUGGUGUUCUAACAUUAAGUAGUAGUCCUGCAUGUAUUUGUGUUAUUUUGAGGGCUCCCUGGUUUAUUCUGAUACAUUUAUUUUUUUGCUGAAUUAUGAUAAUAAUAAUUAUAAUAUCGAAUUUCAUUCAUGUUAAGCCAGAAAAAAGUUAUUUGACUCCAUAAUUAUAAUAUUAUUGUUGCACAUGAACAUAUGGGACUACUGCUUAGUGUUUGUUUAAUUUCUUGGUUUUUUUGGCCAAAUUUUUAAAAAUGUGUUUUUUGUCUUUUAUUUUUAUAUGAAAUUUUGGGCCACAUCUUUUUCUUUCACUUUCACAAAUUACGGUAUAUAUUAAAACAUUCUGUAAGCAGUGAGCAUCGAUGUAUGUCUAGCCCUUGCAUAUUGCAGGAUGUACAUUGGUACGUUGUUAUAUAUACAUUCUUGUUAAGGGGGAAAAAAGCUUAAUAAUUCUUUUUCAAUAACCUGGACGAGAAACUUAAAAUUUUUAUUUGGCCUUAUUUAUCUAAUUUACUUUCUAAUCUUGAUGUGCUGUUCUUUUGAUAAAACUCACUCAGUUUGAAUUUUAUCAUUUACUUACUUAACUCAGUGACACUGCACCACACAAAGAAUGAUGUGAAGUGGUCUUGAAAAUAGUUGUAUUGAGUUGAUUGGAAUUAUUCUGUUAUUUGAGCUUUCUAUUAUUCAGGGUAGAACCAUUUGGUGACUACCACAACUUACCUAGGAGCCCAGAUAGAAAAAAAUAAGGAAAAUAUUUUUACAGGAAAAUGUUUAUAAUAUUUACGAUAUUUCAAAAUUAACUAUUAAAAUCAGUAAUACAGUAAACUACAAGAACUGAAAUUAUAGCAAUAAUAUGAUACAGUUUAUUUCUCUGAUCAGUCAAAUUUCCAGCGUACUGUUUAGAUUUAGUUCAUUCCCUUCAACAACCUCUUGUAAUAAGUGCUAAAACAGCCAAGAAUGAAAUUACCAUAUGAUUUAGAUGUGAACAAGCUAUGUGUAUAAAAGGUUUAAUCUCCGGUGUUAUGACUUACUCAGAGUUAAUUUUCAGUGGAUAUGAUUUAUGACUGUUUGUUACGCUUGCGUUAUUCCUGUGGGCAUCAUAGUAAUAUAGUAAUUGUCAACAGAAUUGUAAUGUGUGUAUCCUUACCACCCCGAGUUGGUUUAUUUUAUGAUACAUUUUGUAAGAUACAGACAGUUUGAGCCCUAAUUUUCUACCUUUUUUCCCUGACUACUGCUACCAAAUUUGAUGUCCCACUUUCUGUCAUACUACUGUACUAUACUUUUUCUCAUACUGUAUUGUGCUACUUAUUGUAACUUACUUCUUAUAAUAACACCAUACUGUUAUAAUUCUGCUUAAAAGUUACAACUGUGUUUUUUCAAAGUGUGAUGCCCAACCUUUUGUUGCCUGAACGGGUCAGUCUUCUGCUCCUUAAGAAUAAUUGUACAGAUAGGCACAUGAAUUAUACAUGCACAAACCGUGCAUACAGUUUGAAAUAUGCUUUAAUAAUACUUACCUGGAUUUUACAACUUAAGCCAUUACUCAAGAGAGAACACAGCUAGUAAAAAUAACCCAACUCAUGAUACCAAAACCCUCUCUGAGGAUUCCAUCACCUGUACACUGGAUUUUGUAAUGUCGCUUGCAAAUUAUGCAAAUCAAAUUUCUUGAAAGAAUGUUUUAGAGGGAAUCUAGUUUUAUUGCAUUGAGUCACUGAACACUAAUACCUGCCACUAGGUGCACAUUCCAGAUUCCCAAAAGUUUUAUUCUACAUAUGGAAAUGCUAAUGCAAAUUGCUAUUGUAAGUUUACCUAGUAUGCUCAACUUAAACAAUUAAAAAGGUGUUCUUUUGAAACAAAAAUAAACAUGCCUAUCAUCCACUGAUUCUACAUAAAAAGAAAGCAUGUUGCUUUGAUACCCUUUAAAUAAUAUGUAAAUUAGUUGAGACUUGCAAGCUUCAGAAUUAACUGAUGUAUUUUUCUAAUUACCAAUAACAAUAUUUUACUUCUAUAUUUUAAUAGAACAUAUUUUUUGUAUAAUUUUUAAAUGAUAAAGAAAUAGAUAUAUAUUCUAGAUUUACAGAUCAAUGUAUAUGUUAUUGUUAGGAAUAUUUUUGUAGUUUACAAUAAUUUUGUUCAUCUAAAAAGUAAAAACUAUUUUAAUUCUAAAAUGUACAAAAGAUAUUCAUUUUGCCUCAUAAAGGUUAGUUCAUCAUUCCUUUGGAAUUCACCAGAUAUUAACCACAAGGAAUGGAUGAAUAAUAUAAUAAUAUUUUUCUAUCAAAUUCUUUUUGUUUGUUAGUAAAAUGAUUGAUUGUUUAUGUUGUAAGGUAAUAAGCGUCAGUGCCAUGCAAGUCCUUGUCUUUCCCUUGAGUGUUUGUACUUACUCUAAUUUAUACGGUAUUUAUUUAUUUAUUUAUUCAGCAAUCUAUUAAUAAAUAAAAAAUAAUGUUAACAUAUUGUCUAAUUACAUAAUUACUUUGCUUUAUCUACCAACUGUUUUCCUUUCAUUUGUAAUGAUUUGUUAUGCUGAAAUAUAAUUAAAAAUUAGUUUAUUACUUUUUUUUAAAAAUGUUCCAUUAUUUAAGUAAAACGAGUAAAAUAUGCAACACUUACCCAAUAUGGUUGCUAAGUAGAUAGUUAUAAUUAUUUAGUGCCAAGUGUCCAAUAUGGUUGCCAAUGAAAGGUUAUUGUUAUAUGCAACAAUUGUACCAUAUGGUUGCUAAUAAAUUUAUGCCAGCCUCAUACAGAGUUGGAUCCAGAAAGGAGGUGUUGUGGAAUUGUCGUGGGCAUGAGAUUUUUACUCAAAAAUUACCAAUUUAUUAAUAAAAUUUAUUGAUAAAUUGAUGCUAAAAUACCAGCACAUCUUUCUUUCACUCUUCCUUUUGAACUCCUGGAUAUAUUACCACUGUUAUAUCCUUUAGUAUUUUCUCUUUGUUAAUAUUAAAAUAAAAUAUAAAUGAUUAUUUUCAGUAAUAUAUCCAUUAAAGUGAUAUGGGAUUUGAUAUUGUAAUUAAAAAUCUAUAUUAAGUAUAUUGCUUAGAUAUAUACAUUUCUUUUAAUCAAUGUAAUAAACUGUAGAAAAAAUAUUAUAUUUAUUAGAAACUCUAAAUGUUGAUUCUAAAGUUAAAUUUUAACUGUAGAUUAAAAAGAUUUAAUUGCUUAGAUAUAUACAUUUCUUUUAAUCAAUGUAAUAAACUGUAGAAAAAAUAUUAUAUUUAUUAGAAACUUUAAAUGUUGAUUCUAAAGUUAAAUUUUAACUGUAGAUUAAAAAGAUUGAAAGAUAACACAAUAUAUAUAAUUUAGUUUUUUAAUUUUUUUUAUAAGAUAUGUAAAUAUUCUUCUGUAAUCUUCUGUAGUGUUAGAAAUAGAAUUUGAAGAGUUUUUUUUUGAUCAGCAGUGUUGUUAUAAUGUCAUUUUAAACCUGUGGCACAGUGUUGUUAUAAUGUCAUUUUAAACCUGUGCCACAUUGGCCUCAGAAAUCCUUGUAGCAUACUUUAUUAGAUUUUAAGGUGGUUUAAUUGACUUGCAGUUCAAUUAGGUAGUAAUGAAGUCGAUGACUGUUGUUCACUUCAUUGUUCAAUCUUGUAAGGAGUCGAUACGGAUUGAUGCGUUAGUCCUUUCAUUUCUUCUUCACCUCAAAUAAUCGACCUUCUAUUUACAUAAUGCAGUGUGUUGUGUGUUUGGCAUACAUGCUAUGAUGUUGUUAGAGUGUAUUAAUAUUUUUGCUGUUUAUUUAAUGUUGUCACUAAUAACCAAUCUUGAGUCUAAUUUUCCUAAAGAAUCCUUUUCUUACUUGGAUAGCAAAACGAGUAGCGGUGUCAGCAAUCCAAGCAUGAAAAACAUGGAGGGGAGGGGUUGAUUUUGAAUCUGUACAGGUGUGUUCCCUUUGCCUACUCCCUCUCCUACCCCCUUCAAUUAUUAGCAUACUUAUACCAUGUUUGCUACCAUUAUAUAAGAGUGGCUUCCUCAGAUAUUAGUGGAAUUUACUAAUAUUGCAGCUGUUGAAUAACAGUGUUCAUUCAUAAUUGUACCUUUUUAAUCAUUCUAUUUUAAUUUCUAACACAAGACCUUUUAAGUUAAAUUUAAUUUUGAAUUACUAUGUAAAGCACAACAAUUGCAACAGUAGGGUACAAGUGAGGAAAGAGAGGUACAAUAUGGUACAGUAAAUGAAGGUGGACGUACUCACUAAUCAAUGUUAUCAAGCAAUGGUUGUAAUUUACAUGUAGAAAUACCACUCAAAAUAUAUUAAAUGAAAUUACAAUGUUCAUUAAGUGUUAUCUAUUAAUUAUUAUUCUUGCAAACAAUUACACUGAGUAGGCCUACAGUACCAUAAUAUGAUUACCAAAGGUGAGAGCCGUGUGCAGUUUAGAAACCAUUAUAAAAACCAGUCUGGUAAUUUUAGAGAAAUCAUGAGAACUUAAGUAAAUGCUAACAUUUUAGUGAGUUCAUAAUGUAUUAAAAUCAAUAGGAUUAGACUUUACAUAACAAAUCUAAAAAUAUUACAAAAAAUUAUAUAGGAAUUUUCAUCUUCCAGUUAUUACUAAAUAGUAUUAUAAUUAAUUCCACUUAUUACUUAAUUAGUAUUAUGAUUGAUAAAUAAGCACAUUUGACCCUCAUCUGUGCAUAUUAAUUUUGAUGUGAAUGUAAUACUUUGUAAGAAUUUAGAACUCACUGCUUAUGCAAAGAUAUGCAAUUAUUUAUACUGUAUUAAAGGAUGCAGUAUCAGAAUGUUGAUGUUUACUUUGUGUCUUUGGGUGUUGAGAUUCUAUUUACUAAAUAUGAAUAAAACUACAAACACACAUAA
Molecule: messenger RNA, 6020 nt
Organism: Anneissia japonica
Lineage: Eukaryota; Metazoa; Echinodermata; Crinoidea; Comatulida; Comatulidae
Product: death-associated protein kinase 2-like
Exons: 11
Coding region: 39-1115 (358 amino acids)
Biological process (GO): protein phosphorylation; intracellular signal transduction; positive regulation of apoptotic process
Cellular component (GO): nucleus
Molecular function (GO): protein serine/threonine kinase activity; ATP binding
Source: RefSeq, a predicted model, not a curated record